UGAUCCAUCGCCUACGUCUUCCCGUCUGCUGUUAACUUUCCCCAAAUAACAGAACAUGGCGGAUUUUGAGGAGCGGCAGAACCUAAUGGGAGAGGAGAAUGAUGACUCGUUCACCGGCCGGCGGGCAGCCAAAGAUGCCGGUCAGAACACCGGGAAACCGAUGCCCGCCAUAUGCGACCCCAGCCACCUUCUGCAUCGGGUGGUCGUCCUGACUUUCAUGUGCUUUUUGGGAUUUGGGAGCUAUUUCUGUUAUGACAAUCCAGCUGCUCUUCAGACUCAAGUCAUCCAGGAUCUGAACCUGAACACAGCAAAGUUCAUGCAGCUGUAUGCCUGGUACUCAUGGCCCAAUGUGUUUCUCUGCUUCUUUGGAGGAUUUCUGCUUGACAGAGUCUUUGGUAUCAGGCUGGGAACCAUCAUCUUUUCCCUCUUUGUCUGUGUUGGACAGGUCAUAUUUGCUACUGGAGCUUUGCUGAAUCGCUUCUGGCUGAUGGAAGUUGGACGCUUUGUAUUUGGUAUUGGAGGGGAGUCCUUGGCUGUGGCCCAGAACACGUAUGCAGUCAACUGGUUCAAAGGAAAGGAGCUCAAUCUGGUGUUUGGCCUUCAGCUGAGCAUGGCACGACUGGGCAGCACAGUGAACAUGAACAUCAUGGGCUGGGUGUAUAGCAAAAUGGCACUCAUUGUUGGCUCCACUGGAUACACAGCACUGGGAGCAUCACUCAUGUUAGCUGCUGUAACCUGCCUAUUUUCACUACUUUGUGCGCUGGUGUUGGGAUUCCUUGAUAAGAGGGCAGAGAAGAUCCUCCAGAAGGAACAAGGGAAGACUGGUGAAGUGAUCAAGCUGACAGAUGUGAAAGAUUUCCCCUUCACCCUGUGGCUCAUCUUUAUCAUUUGUGUGGGUUACUAUGUCGCCAUUUUCCCCUUUAUUGGACUCGGGCAGGUCUUCUUCAUUGAAAAAUUCAACUUCUCUCCACCUGAAGCCAGAGCUGUCAACAGUAUAGUGUACAUCAUCUCAGCACCUGCAUCUCCAAUCCUGGGCUUUGUGGUUGAUAAGACGGGGAGGAAUGUGAUUUGGGUAAUAAUUGCUGUGGUUGCAACACUCACCGCUCACAUGAUGCUGGCCUUCACCUUCUGGAACCCAUGGAUCGCCAUGUCCCUCCUUGGUGUGUCAUACUCCUUACUGGCCUGUGCUCUGUGGCCCAUGGUGGCGUUUGUGGUACCUGAGCAUCAACUAGGAACAGCUUAUGGCUUCAUGCAGUCAAUCCAGAACCUGGGACUUGCUCUCAUUGCUAUUGCAGCAGGGUCCAUCCUAGACUCCAAAGGAUACCUGGUUUUGGAAGUGUUCUUCUGUGCCUGCAUUUGCAUUGCACUGAUGGCGGUGGUGAUGCUGUACUUUGUGGAUUAUCUCAAAGGUGGAGAUUUGAAUCGGUCAGCUGCAGCCAGAGCCAAACUCCAAAAAGAAGGCACUUCAGAUGCAGAAUGAUGAUGGCGAUGAGCGAACACACAUGGUCCUGGGCUUCAGAGCCAGCAGGCUGCACUGUCCACCCCAGAGCUUUGAGUCUGCUACCAUGGGGCGGGACUGCGGUUCUGACUCCGCCCAGUGAUGUCAUCUGUGGUUCUUCGCACGAGAACUGACUGUCUGGGAAUGGCUGUUGCGUAACCCUGUGUAGUUAUCCAAUACCAUCCUUACCAGGACACUGACAAAUAACAAAACCCAGUUUGGACUCUACAGUUUUCUCUCCGACUGUAAUUUUUUCUACCUGUACUCACUCAUCGUUCACUCCUGAUGCGACAACCUGCAGCAGGAAGUUUCUUCAGUUACAGAAGGAAGUUGAGACGCUUUUAAACGUCUUUUAAGACAUUUUCGUUUCCAGUGGGAUGGAACCUGUACUUCAUUAUACCGUGAUGAUAUAGGACUACAAUGUCAAUUAAGUUGUUAAAUAUUAGGGUGACUUUGUGGACUAUUUUUUUAGCAGAACUUUUGCUACUUGGCCUUCUUGCGGACCAUACAUCAGCUUUUUUUUUUAUAUACAUCUGACAUGUCAGCACUUACAAUAACUACUAACCAAAAUCUUUUAACAGUCGACUCUCCCCAGGCAAACUUCAUAUUCACUUUUAAUCAUAUGCACCAUUGACUCUUUUUUAAUGCUGGCUGAUUUAAAAAAAGAGCAAAGCUCUUUAUUGUUUAAUCUUUAUUACUCAAUUGUUUUAUUUCUUAAUUUCUUUAUCUGUUCUUCGCUGAGCUGUGAGCUUCAUAAAAAUUUAUUUUCUGUCACAUCAUCAAAUGGCACAUUACUGUAACGAUAUAAAAAAAUAGGCAGGCCCACUUUUGGAUACAUCAUCAUAUUCUUCUUAAACUUUUUUUUAUAAACUUUUUUAAUUAAUGUGACCUUUUUCAAGAAUUGCACUUAAAUUAUGUUUAGUAGAUUUGCUAGUUUUUUUUUUUAUUAUGAAGCUCAGGUGAUUAACUUGUAAUAAGCUCUUCUUCAUAUCAUAACUUGCUUUAUUUGAAGAGUGCAACAAAUCCUCCACGAUUAACUCAACAUUCCAGUUAAUGUAGCUGGAGAUUUGUUUCCCUGUGCUGAUAUCAGGGUUGCAGACUGUGGAUGAUUGACAUUCACUACCUCAGUUUGGCAAAUAAGUCCCAGAUUGUAAACAUAGCAUUCAGCACAUGUAAGAAGAUGGUCUGUAGCUUAAAGUCAGAAUGCUGUGAUUGCACAUUAAAAUGAAGACUGUGUUAAUAAGUAAGAAAUGCACUUCUUUUAUCACCUUUCACUCAUUUACACUAUGGUGUUGUGGUAGUGGUGCAUAUAUUGUGUAACUGACAUUUGUGGUUAAGUACACAGUAGUAGCAGACAUUGAUCUGUGUGUGAAGAAAUAUUAGAAGCGACAAUCUGCUGUUCAGUUAUUAAAGGAAGAUUUUAGGAAAAGUCAUGUUACAUGAAUUCUUUCUGCAGAAGAAAAUCAGUUUUGAUACCAAGACCUAUGAAAUUCAAUUAAACAUGGAUUAUUUUUAA
Molecule: messenger RNA, 3014 nt
Organism: Melanotaenia boesemani (Boeseman's rainbowfish)
Lineage: Eukaryota; Metazoa; Chordata; Actinopteri; Atheriniformes; Melanotaeniidae
Gene: mfsd1
Product: major facilitator superfamily domain containing 1
Exons: 16
Coding region: 56-1480 (474 amino acids)
Biological process (GO): transmembrane transport
Cellular component (GO): lysosome
Molecular function (GO): transmembrane transporter activity
Source: RefSeq, a predicted model, not a curated record